CUCGCGCUUUGGCUGAGACUGGAGACAGAAGGAAAGAGCCACGGGCAGAGGUGGCAAGGGACAGUCUGCCGAGAUGUUCAGUCAGGUGUCCAGGGCCCCAGCUUCAGGCUGCUACUAUCUAAAUCCCAUGACACCUGAGGGCCAGGAGAUGUACUUGCGAUUUGAUCAGACGACAAGACGCUCUCCUUACAGGAUGAGCCGGAUUCUAGCGCGCCACCAGCUAGUGACUAAAAUCCAACAAGAAACUGAGGCGAAGGAAGCGUGCGCGUGGCUCCGAGCUGCCGGGUUCCCGCAGUACGCUCAGCUGUACGAGGAUUCGCAAUUUCCCAUCAACAUUGCGGCUGUCAAAAACGAUCAUGACUUUCUGGAAAAGGACCUUGUAGAACCUCUUUUCAGACGACUAAAUACAUUGAACAAGUGUGCCUCAAUGAAACUUGAUGUGAACUUCCAAAGGAAAAAGGGUGACGACUCAGAUGAGGAAGAUCUUUGUAUCAGUAACAAAUGGACUUUCCAAAGAACCAGCCGCAGGUGGUCUCGCGUGGACGACCUCCACACACCACUCUCUGGACCAGACAGGAAUGGGUCCCCAGGAGGCACUAGGAUGAGGAACACGACCAGCAGUGAGAGUGUCCUCACAGACCUGAGCGAGCCUGAGGUCUGCUCCCUUCACAGCGAAAGCAGCGGAGGCAGUGACGGCCGCAGCCAGUCCGGCCAGUUCUGUGUGGACAGUCCGGUCAUGCUGGAUGCCAUGCCAGGCAGCAGCAGCCUACCGCAGUCCUCCAGAGACCUUCUCAGCCACCCUUUCCACCCCAAGAAUGAGAAACCCACCAGAGCCAGGGCCAAAUCAUUUUUGAAACGCAUGGAGACUCUCCGAGGGAAAGGAGCCCACGGAAGGCAUAAGGGGACAGGGCGGACCAGUGGCCUGGUGAUCAGUGGGCCUGUGCUGCAACAGGAGCCUGAGUCCUUUAAGGCCAUGCCGUGCAUCCAGAUACCAAAUGGACAUCUCCAGAGCUCGUCCCCCACCACCUGCAAAAAAGGGCUCCCAUGUUCCAGCAAAUCGAGUGGCGAGAGCAGCCCAUCGGAAAACAGCAGCAGUGGGGUGAGCACUCCUUGCCUGAAGGAACGGAAGUGCCAUGAGCCCCACAAGCGCGGGGGCAUGUACUUGGAGGACCUGGACGUGCUGGCAGGGACAGCACUGCGGGGUGCGGGGGACCAAAACCACACGCACGAGUUUCACUCCCAGGAGAAAUUGAUGGUGCAUAUUCCCAAGGAUCACAAACCAGGAACAUUCCCAAAGGCACUUUCUAUCGAAAGCCUGUCACCCACAGACAGCAGCAAUGGGGUGACCUGGAGGGCCGCUGGCAUCUCCCUGGGCGGGCAGCAGGACCCCGUUGCCAGGGAGCCCAGGCUCAUGGCAUCCUGCCACAGGGCCAGCCGAGUCAGUAUCUAUGACAACGUCCCAGGGUCCCACUUGUAUGCCAGCACGGGAGAUCUUCUGGACUUGGAGAAAGAUGACCUCUUCCCUCACCUGGAUGACAUCCUGCAGCAUGUCAAUGGGCUCCAAGAGGUUGUGGAUGAUUGGUCCAAAAAUGUCUUGCCUGAACUGCAAACUCAUGAUACAUUGGUUGGGGGAUCUGGUUUAUCCUCCUUUCCAUCUCCUAAUCAGAUCACCUUGGAUUUUGAAGGCAACUCUGUCUCGGAAGGUCGGACAACCCCCAGUGAUGUGGAAAGAGAUGGAACAUCUCUUAAUGAAUCAGAGGUCCCUGGGGUCAGAGAAAGGAGGGAUUCUGGAGUAGGGGCCUCUCUGACCAGGCCAAACAGGCGACUCCGAUGGCACAGCUUCCAGCUCUCGCACCAGCCUCGGCCGUCCCCGACGUCGCCCCACAUCAGCAGCCAGACGGCCGGCCAGCUCAACCUGCUGCAGCGCUUCUCGCUGCUGCGGCUCACGGCGGUCAUGGAGAAGCACUCCAUGUCCAACAAGCACGGCUGGACAUGCCUCUCCCCACAGUGCACCCCACGGGGCUUGCGUGACCUGGUUUAUGUGAAUUCUAGGUCAGUUCCAAAGUUCAUGAAGAGGAUGAAAGUUCCCGAUUACAAAGACAAGGCUGUCUUUGGCGUUCCUCUCAUAGUCCACGUCCAGAGAACGGGACAGCCCCUGCCACAGAGUAUUCAGCAAGCACUGAGAUAUCUACGCAGCAACUGCCUUGAUCAGGUGGGUCUUUUUCGCAAAUCGGGAGUGAAGUCUCGAAUCCAUGCCCUACGUCAAAUGAACGAAAACUUCCCUGAGAACGUCAGCUACGAAGACCAAUCUGCUUACGAUGUGGCAGAUAUGGUGAAACAGUUCUUCCGGGACCUCCCGGAGCCUCUCUUCACCAACAAGCUCAGCGAGACCUUCCUGCACAUCUACCAGUAUGUCCCCAAAGAGCAGCAGCUGCAGGCUGUUCAGGCCGCCAUCCUGCUGCUGGCAGAUGAAAACAGGGAGGUCCUGCAGACGCUCUUGUGCUUCCUGAACGACGUUGUCAACCUGGUGGAGGAGAAUCAGAUGACACCCAUGAACCUGGCUGUGUGUCUGGCCCCUUCCCUUUUUCAUCUCAAUUUAUUGAAGAAAGAAAGUUCUCCAAGAGUCAUUCAGAAGAAAUAUGCCACUGGGAAGCCAGAUCAGAAGGACCUCAACGAGAAUCUGGCUGCUGCUCAGGGGCUUGCCCACAUGAUCGUGGAAUGCGACAGACUUUUUGAGGUCCCACAUGAGAUGGUGGCCCAGUCUCGGAACUCGUACAUGGAGGCUGAGAUCCAUGCACCAACUCUGGAAGACCUGGGGGCGCAGCUGGAGGAGAGCAGGGCAACUUUUCACACUUACCUGGACCAUCUCAUCCAGGGCCUGCAGAAAGAAGCCAAGGAAAAGUUCAAAGGAUGGGUCAUGUGCUCCAGCACCGACAACACAGAACUUGCUUUCAAAAAGGUGGGAGACGGGAACCCACUGAAGCUGUGGAAGGCUUCUGUGGAGGUGGAAGCGCCCCCCUCAGUGGUUUUGAAUCGCGUGCUGAGAGAGCGCCACCUGUGGGACGAGGACUUUGUACAGUGGAAGGUUGUGGAAACUCUGGACAGGCAAACAGAAAUCUAUCAGUACGUGCUAAACAGCAUGGCCCCCCACCCUUCCAGAGACUUCGUAGUUCUCAGGACCUGGAAGACUGACUUGCCCAAAGGAAUGUGCACCCUGGUGUCCCUCUCUGUAGAGCAUGAAGAAGCCCAGCUCAUGGGCGGCGUGCGGGCUAUGGUCAUGGAUUCCCAGUACUUGAUAGAACCGUGUGGCUCUGGCAAGUCGAGACUGACCCACAUCUGCAGGAUAGACCUGAAAGGUCACUCCCCAGAAUGGUACAACAAAGGCUUUGGGCAUCUGUGUGCAGCAGAAGUUGCCAGGAUUAGAAACUCUUUUCAGCCCCUCAUUGCUGAGGGUCCAGAAACUAAAAUCUGAGUUCUCCCCAGUGUAACAUCAAACUCAGGGAAGAGGAAGCUAAAGCCAGCACUUGUGGCAGAGAAUGUGCACGUGAGAAAGACAGAGAAGAGGAAUAGACUGACGGGUCCACGCUUAAAAACGGAGACACUGAGAGGCCGAAUGUUGAAGAUGCAAGAAUUUCUGAGAACUUUCCUAGCCUUCCUGGAGAUGGCUACAUCCUUACUAAUAUAAUAUUUUUUAAAAUGAGAACGUUUAUCUAUGUUACUUAAAUGGGUUAUUCCUUAUGCAUUGCCUAAUUUGCUAUUUAAAGGCUUCUAAGAAGCAUAUUCUUAACUGUAAAUAAAUGUAUGUACAGCAGAUGUACAUAUGUGUGUAUAUCUCUAUCUUUACUGUAUAUAUGUAAAAUAUCAACUUUAAAUGUGAGUGUUUGAAAAGGAGCGCGUCUGACUUGAUGAGUCCCUUCCUCACAUAGCUCUUUCCAGGUCACUCUGGGCCCGUCUCCCACUGUCCUGUAAGCUGGGCAGAACCUGCUGCUAACACCAAAUUGUCCAAAUGUCUAGUCUGUCCGUCUGCCUCAGGGCCUAACCAAAGAUCAGCUAACCAAAGGAGAAGAACAUUAAAAGCUUCUUACGUGUUGACGCUUUGUUUCUGUUAUUCAAAAACUGAGAGUGGCGUGUUGGGAUAAAGCAAGGGAAAGAAUAUUUACUCCUCUUGAAAGCAAAGCAGUGGGUGAGAAGUCAUGACCAGAUUUAAGGCUAAAUUACGAGUUGCAACUGGGCCCAGCCAGAUGCAAUUUCAGUGAGAUGCCAGAUGCCAACGGGCCACUGGCGUCAGUGCCAGUGACUGGAACAGAGCUACUAUUUCCUUCCCCCCCAGGAGGGCUGAAUAUAAUAGCUUUCACAUACUCACAGCCAAAGGGAGCCUCUGUGUUGUCUCAAGUUUUCCUAAAUACAUUUCAUAAUGUUGUUAAAUGGCAUUCUGUUUGACCAGUGGCCUAUUUGGUCACAGUUAAUUGGCAUUUUCUUACCAAUGUAUUGCACUGAAUUUAACCUUGGAUGUCAGACAGAGGGAGAUGGUGGUCCUUCAGGAGUCGUGGACCAUCACAGGCUUCAGGGAAUUCAUAUUUUGCUAUAUAUGAUGCUCUUAAAAUAUAAUUCCUUAAAGUUUUGCAAUCUGAAAGACAAGGUUUUUAACUAACAUAAGACCAAAACUGUAUUUGUUAAUUAGUUUUAGACAAUAUAAACAAGUUUAUUAAUUCCAUGUUUCUUGGUUAGCCUGUUCAAGCUACCUAUGCAUUGGACCCCACCUUAUUUAUUAUUGUACAGACUAAGAAAAUUGACUCUCUUUAACCAAUAGCUAAUGGAUUUAAGUUGGUUUUAUUAUGAUUCAACAACUAUAGAGAGGAAGAUAAUCAAUUUAUUGUGUUUGGUUUCGGGGAGAGAGAUUUUAUUUGGUUUAACAGAGAUUGCUAUCAUGAUUUAACAACUGAUGUUGGAGGAAAAAAGAAAAACAAAUGAGUGUUUUCAGGUCUUUUUUAAUAUGAUAUGCAUUUAUUUAAUGUUUUCUGUUAUCAGUAAGGUGCAAUUAUUUUACUGAGAGGAAUAAAAAUGAGUUUGGUAUUGUACAAGGAAAAUCAUACUGUUUGAAUUAUGACCUAGGAAUUUUUCAUUCCCCUGUCUACCUAAGAAGGUGGUAGCAAACCCCUAAUUUUCUAUUUGGGCAAUGCUCUGUGAGCAAAUGCUCUUCUGCCAUAACAUCUUCAAUUUAGCCAGAUAUGUUGGAUUACUUUAUAUGCAUCAACAAGAUCAUUAGUGAAGUUUAGUCUGGCUAAACCCUGGUCCUGUUCUAGAGAUAGGGCCCUACAUGUUUGGAAAAUAAGAUAGACACACAGAAUGAGGCAUUGCGUCACCUAGAGCAGUGCUUCUUCAACUUUAACAUGCAUGAGCCACCUGGGGAAUCUUGUUAAAAUGCAGACUCUGAUUCAAUCAGUCUGGAAGUGGGCCUGAGAUUCUGCAUUUCUAAUGAGCCCCAGGGAUACCCAGGCUGCUGGCCAAAGACAUAGAGGAUGCUUAAAACAAUAAAAACAAAUAUGAUUGUAUUUCUGAUUCCCUCUCCUCAAAUUACCUUUUUUUAUUUUUAUGCACAUACUAAUCACAUCACUGCUAUGUAACAACACAGUGCAUCUUAAAAAAAAAAAAAAGGAAAGGGAAAAAAAUGGAGAAAAAAAGAUGCAUCAAGCUUGUUUGUCAAAU
Messenger RNA from Cynocephalus volans (Philippine flying lemur), 5706 nucleotides. It is a transcript of the gene STARD13, whose product is annotated as StAR related lipid transfer domain containing 13. Gene Ontology annotation, molecular function: GTPase activator activity; protein binding; lipid binding. The record is from RefSeq and is a predicted model, not a curated record. The coding region runs from base 74 to 3472 and encodes 1132 amino acids. NCBI's taxonomy places the organism in Eukaryota, Metazoa, Chordata, Mammalia, Dermoptera, Cynocephalidae. Gene Ontology annotation, biological process: signal transduction; regulation of Rho protein signal transduction; actin cytoskeleton organization. The transcript is spliced from 14 exons.